AUGGUGGUUGGUGAUGGUUUUUGUGAGGUUCUCAAAAGCAAGGUUAGUGUCUGGAAUUUGUCACAUGACAACUGGCAUGGUUGCAGUGGCAACAUGCGCAAUGGAUUCAAGACUGAUACUAACUUCAUGAUGAAUUCGACAAUGAUCCCUGAUUUGUUUACUUUAGUGGAUUUUAAUUGUUUUUUGUUUUUUGUUUUGUUUUUCAGUCGGGCAACAGGAGAUGCUGGUUCAGCAGUCAGUUACUUUGAAGAGAGUGUUGAGUUUCUUUCAAAACUGCCCAGAAACGAUCAGGAGAUAACACAUACACUUUCUAUUUCACUUAAUAAAAUUGGAGAUCUUAAAUACUACGAUGGAGACCUGAAAGCUGCGCGGUCUUACUACUUCCAGUCGUUGAAUGUUCGACGUGAUGCUGUCAAGGAUGGUCCAAAUGUUCCAUCCCAGAUUCUGGAUCUAGCUGUUUCGUUUGCAAAAGUUGCAGAUGUUGACAGGAAUCUAGGAGACGAGGAUGUUGCAAUUGAUGAAUUUGAAGAAGGCAUAAAAUUGUUGGAAUCUUUGACGUUAAAAUCUGAAGACACUGGUCUUGAGCAACGGCGGCUUUCAGUGCUGGAGUUCCUUAAGAGUCAAAUUGGGGAGAAGCAAACCUAAUUCAACAUCUGGCAUCAGCUCUUCCCCCAAAAGAGUGAUCUAGUUAAAUAAACUAGCUUUGCUUCUAAUAUCCAAAUGAACUUCUGCUAGGCAAGUAAUAAGUCAUGUUAGCAAGUGAGUCUGAGGGAGAUUGAUUGGUGCAGUGGCAUUCAUGGAGAACGAAGUGCCAGGCGCUGUUUCUCUGUAUUUCUUCUGCAAUUGAUGCCUUCAUAGGCAUAACCACUCAGUUGUAUAUAAAAGUGUCAUCCACUAUAUAAUGCACACGAGCACUUUUUAAUACUCUGCAUUUGUUAUAAAUUUCAUCCCCACUUUUCUCCACACGAUACCGAUAAGAACUAUUUACUGGCAUUCUCAAUACUAUAUUGUUGUAACUUUGUAUAAAUUCAAUAUAUUCAACUAAUAUGAGAACCUCCG
Prunus avium (sweet cherry) is the source of this 1059-nucleotide messenger RNA. The record is from RefSeq and is a predicted model, not a curated record. NCBI's taxonomy places the organism in Eukaryota, Viridiplantae, Streptophyta, Magnoliopsida, Rosales, Rosaceae.